CUUUUUGGUCGCGGGUCGGGUUCGGAUUUGCACGUGGUUCCCGCCUCAACAACAAAAUUCAACCCUCCUUUCUAUUUUGUUAUCGGUUUUGCUGGAGGCGCCUUACCUAGUUCCCAUCAAAUUUCACCUUCCCGAAUCUCGCUCUUCAUCUCCGUUAACGAUGAGUGGAGACAAUUUUAGUGAUGGGUCAUGCCGAACACGCCCUGUUCUAGGAGAUAUAACAAAUCGGUCAGUCAAAAGGAGGUUUUUUUCAGUUUCAGGUGAUUUAGGGUUGAAAUCAAGAGAUGGGUAUCACGAGAAUGCGGAAAAUGAACAUGGAGAAUUACAAAUUGCGAAGCAAGUAUGGCUAGGUGUCGAGAAUUUAAUCAGAGAAAAACGUACACACCAACCUAGAGUAGAUUGCUCUAGUGAAAAGCAGUCUUCUGAUUCUUCACCUACUAAAAUGGGUCUAACUGAUGCUUCUGCCAAGAAUAUUGCCUCUAUUGAUGGGGGGAAAUCUGAUGAGAAUAUGAAGACAACAUCUUUGUUGGAUGGCAAUACAAUUGGGCAUGGUGUUGCGGAAGAAGAAGAUGCAUCAAGGGAAGAUUGUUUUUUUAGUGGUUUGCCUGAUAAAUGCUCUCAGACAUGCCAGAAAAAUGGUGACAAAGAACCAAUUCUUGUUUCUAGUACCAAAGAAAGUAGUAUUUGCACGAGUGAAGCAUUAGACGGUAUUGUUUUUGAGAAUGAUGGUAAGGAUCUUGGUGUUGGUAGGUUGGCCUCAGACAAAGGUGGGUCAAGUGAGUUGUCAAAGUUGCAUAAGACACCGAGUUAUAGAUCACUUGAAUUGGAUAGGUGUGUGGGGAUCAAGAACGAUGGUUGCACAAAUUUGAAUUUGGAUGUUAAAUUGUUUAAAGCAUGCUCAUGUUCAUUUUGCUUGAAAGCUGCGUAUAUUUGGUCAGACCUCCACUACAAAGAUAUAAUGGGUCGUUUAGAUGUAUUGGAGAAAAGUCAGAAGGAAGCAGGCAUCUUGGCUCAGAAAAGUGGAAGAGAAAAGCAGACUGAUGUUCAUGGCCUAGGAUACAAUAGCCAAUCUUCAAAAUUAGAAUCUGACCUCAUGAGUCAGUGGAGGUUAUUCUUUCUUAAAAUGGAGGAUAUAUUUGUUCGUGAAAGCAACCAGCUUAAAGCCAGUUGCAUUACACUAAAUGAUUUGAGAGAAGAAUUGCUAGAUGGAUCGCAAGAGGGCUGCAAAGACUGACAAACAGUAAAGUUCGCAUUUAUGAUCUCUGUUUUAGGAUUUUCUUUUCAUUCUAGUUCUAGUUUGUGUUUGUAUAUGAGCACAUGCUUGUACCUUUAUCAUAUUCUAGGUUCUUGUUAGCAAGAUUUCUCUAUGUACCUCCCCAUUUCUUAGCUCUAUCUGUAAUAACUUUUUUUUUAUGCA
This is a messenger RNA of Rubroshorea leprosula, 1417 nucleotides long. Lineage: Eukaryota; Viridiplantae; Streptophyta; Magnoliopsida; Malvales; Dipterocarpaceae. The record is from the annotation of a GenBank genome assembly.